CGGCGGGAGCGCGCCCGGAGCCCGCGGGUCGCUGUUUCCGUCUUUCCUCCCUUCCCUCUUUUUCCCUCUUUCCCUCGUUCCCUCUUUCCCCUCGUCCCGCUCUCCCGCCGCGCCAUGAGCCAGUUCAACUUCGGCGGGGCCGCGCCGGGCGGCGCCUUCAGCCUGGGCGCGCCCAAAGCGGCCACCGCCGCCACCACCACGGCCGCGGGCGGGUUCUCCUUCUCCGCGCCCGCGCCCGCCGCCUCGGCCGGCUUCAGCUUCGGCAGCGCGGCCCCGGCGCCGGCCGGCGGCCAGCCCGCCGGGCUCUUCCCCUUCAGCAGGCCGGGCACCGCCACGCAGCCCGGCUUCAGCUUCGGCUCCAACACCGCCACUCCCGCCGCCACCGCCGCCCCCGCGGCCGCCACGUUCGCGCUGGGGACAAGCACACCAAAAGUAAACUUUGGGAGCAGCACUGCAACUCAGGCUCCUGGAAUCACAGGGGGCUUUGCAUUUGGUGGCUCUGUGGCAACCAGCACACCCUCCAGUCAAGCAGCAGCCCCGUCUGGCUUUGCCUUUGGCUCUGCUGGCACCAGCAGCACCAGCACGGCUCAGACUGGGACGACAGGGUUCACCUUCUCCAGUGGCACCGCGGCCCCGGCGGGAACAGCCGGGUUUAACAUCGGCACCGCGGCCCCGCAGGCCACGACCGCAGGGCUGACCUUCGGCACGAGCCCUGCAGCUGCUGCCACCACCACGGCCCCCCUGGCAGCCGCCCCCGCGGCAGCUGCCACCCCCUUCAGCCUCGGGGGGCAGCCCACAGGUCUAACCUUUGGGUCACUGACUUCAACAGCAGCCACGAGUGCACCCACAGCAACACUGACCACAAGUACCACCCAGGCACCCACCCUGUCCUUUGGAACCAAGCUUGGAGGAACAUCCACAGCUGCUACAACGCCCUCCACCAGCACAACCUCCGGGCUGGCUCCGACGGGGCCCACGUUGUUCGCGUCUGUCGCGACUUCUUCGGCCGCAACGUCGUCCACCACCACCACGGGCCUCUCACUUGGUGGCAUUUCCACUGGUUCCACUGGGACUGCUGGUCUGGGGACACUAGGGUUUGGAUUAAAAGCUCCUGGAACAACAACUGCCACAACAAGCACUGCCACUGGUACCACUACUGCUUCUGGCUUUCCUUUGAAUCUGAAGCCACUGACUACAACUGGUGCCAUUGGGGCUGUGACCUCCACAGCUACCACAACCACCACGACCAGCACACCUCCAGUGAUGACUUACGCCCAGCUGGAGAGUCUGAUAAACAAGUGGAGCCUGGAACUGGAAGACCAAGAGAAACACUUUCUCCAUCAAGCGACGCAAGUGAAUGCCUGGGAUCGGAUGCUGAUAGAGAAUGGAGAGAAGAUUACUUCAUUACACAGAGAAGUAGAGAAGGUGAAGGUUGAUCAGAAGAGACUGGAUCAGGAGCUCGACUUCAUUCUGUCACAGCAGAAGGAGCUUGAGGACUUGUUGACUCCUCUAGAGGAGUCCGUGAAGGAGCAGAGCGGGACCAUCUACCUGCAGCACGCGGAUGAGGAGCGGGAGAGGACCUACAAGCUGGCUGAGAACAUCGAUGCUCAGCUGAAGCGCAUGGCACAAGACCUGAAGGACAUCACUGAGCACUUGAACACAUCAAGAGGCCCAGCAGACACGAGCGACCCGCUUCAGCAGAUCUGUAAAAUUUUGAAUGCACACAUGGAUUCCCUGCAGUGGAUUGACCAGAACUCAGCUGUGCUGCAGAGGAAGGUGGAAGAGGUGACAAAGGUUUGCGAGAGCCGCCGCAAGGAGCAGGAGCGCAGCUUCCGCAUCACCUUUGACUGAAGGACUCCCAAGUUUACCAAGUCUAAAGGAUUAACAUAAAGCCUCCCCAGAAAACAGAGGUGUUGGGGAACUGAGGUCUGAAGUGGUGACCUGGCUUUUUUUCUUUUCUUGCAAUAAAAUGUGGUGUUUGUUCCAAA
Molecule: messenger RNA, 1988 nt
Organism: Empidonax traillii (willow flycatcher)
Lineage: Eukaryota; Metazoa; Chordata; Aves; Passeriformes; Tyrannidae
Gene: NUP62CL
Product: nucleoporin 62 C-terminal like
Exons: 12
Coding region: 115-1851 (578 amino acids)
Biological process (GO): protein import into nucleus; RNA export from nucleus
Cellular component (GO): nuclear pore; nuclear pore central transport channel
Molecular function (GO): structural constituent of nuclear pore; phospholipid binding
Source: RefSeq, a predicted model, not a curated record